Molecule: messenger RNA, 3896 nt
Organism: Gadus morhua (Atlantic cod)
Lineage: Eukaryota; Metazoa; Chordata; Actinopteri; Gadiformes; Gadidae
Gene: clcn1b
Product: chloride channel, voltage-sensitive 1b
Exons: 23
Coding region: 119-3205 (1028 amino acids)
Biological process (GO): transmembrane transport; chloride transport
Cellular component (GO): plasma membrane
Molecular function (GO): voltage-gated chloride channel activity
Source: RefSeq, a predicted model, not a curated record
GAGAGUGUGCGUGUGUGUGUGUGUGUGUGUGUUUGCGUGUGUGUGUGUCUGCUGCCCGAGCCGGUGGAAAUGCUGGGGCGUCCUACGGGGUUAUUUUUGGGUCAGUGACAACGUGUCAAUGGCUGCAGAUGCGUCGCAAAGGAAGGCUCUGCGAUACCAACAGACCUUGCUGUACGGCGAGUACAGGGAACAAUUGGGAAGCUUUGCCAGACGGGAGGCGGCACGCCUGCUGACAGAGAAACAAUGGCGACAGGCGGGAGACGACACCAUGGGAACCGGACGCAAAGGCCAUGGCCGGCGGCACCACGACCCCCUCCGCCACCGCCAGCAGAACCAACCCCCCACGCUGGACUCUCAUCUGUCCCAAACCUCCUCCUCCACCCAGAAGCCCCGGCCCUACUCCAAAUGCCAAGACUGUUUGGCUCGUGUAUGGCGGCAGAUCGUCAAAAAGAUGGGGGACGACUGGAUCUUCCUGGUUCUGCUGGGCCUGACGAUGGCGCUCGUCAGCUGGACUAUGGAUUACACCAGCGCCAAGAGUUUACAAGCCUAUAAGUGGGUCCACGGAGAGCUGGCGGGCAACGUGGCGCUGCAGUACCUGGCCUGGGUGUCCUACCCCAUGAUCCUCGUCACCUUCGCCUCGCUCUUCUGCCACCUGGUCGCCCCGCAGGCCAUCGGCUCUGGUAUCCCCGAGCUGAAGACCAUCCUGAGGGGCGUGGUGCUGAAGGAGUACCUGACCCUGAAGGCCUUCGUGGCCAAAGUCAUCGGCCUCACCGCCGGCCUGGGGAGUGGGAUGCCAGUGGGGAAGGAGGGCCCCUUCGUCCACAUCGCCAGCAUCUGCGCCGCGGUCCUCAGCCGCUGCAUGUCCUUCUUCUCCGGGGUCUACGAGAACCCUUAUGGGUACAGUGACAUUCUGACUGUGGGCUGUGCCGUGGGAGUGGGCUGCUGCUUCGGUACUCCACUAGGAGGGGUUCUGUUUAGUAUUGAGGUCACCUCUACCUACUUUGCGGUGCGGAAUUACUGGCGUGGCUACUUCGCUGCCACGUUCAGCGCCUUCAUAUUCAGGGUGCUCUCUGUAUGGAACAAGGAUGCUGUCACUAUCACAGCCCUCUUCAAAACCAAUUUCCGCAUGGAUUUCCCCUUUGACCUCCAGGAGUUGCCAGCUUUUGCAAUAAUAGGGAUCUCGUGUGGCUUCCUCGGGGCGUUCUUUGUCUAUCUGAACAGACAGGUGGUUCUCUUCAUGAGGCGACCGACGGCACUCGUACGCUUCCUAACCAGACAUCGGUUGAUCUAUCCAGGUGCAGUGACCCUGAUCAUCGCUACCUUCACGUUUCCUCCAGGGUUUGGUCAGUUCAUGGCCGGGGAGCUCAUGCCCAGGGAGUGCAUCAACUCCUUGUUUGAUAACUUCACCUGGACCAAGAUCAACCCGGCGGCGCUCCCCGCGGGGCUGGGCCGCUCCUCCGCCUGGCUGCACCCCAACGUCAGCGUCUUCCUCAUCCUGCUGCUCUUCUUCGUCAUGAAAUUCUGGAUGUCGGCCGUGUCCACCACCAUGCCCAUCCCCUCGGGGGCAUUCAUGCCUGUCUUCAUAUUAGGUGCUGCGUUCGGUCGCCUUGUGGGGGAGAUCAUGGCGACUCUCUUCCCAAACGGGAUCCUAUUUGACGGCAUCGUUUACCGCAUCCUGCCGGGAGGCUAUGCUGUCAUUGGAGCGGCGGCCAUGACAGGCGCGGUCACCCACACCGUGUCCACGGCGGUGAUCUGCUUCGAGCUGACGGGCCAGAUCUCCCACAUCCUGCCCAUGAUGGUGGCCGUCAUCCUGGCCAACAUGGUUGCCCAGGGCCUGCAGCCCUCCCUCUACGACUCCAUCAUCCAGGUGAAGAAGCUGCCCUACCUCCCCGAGCUGGCCCUGGGACACAUCAGUAAGUACAACAUCUUUGUGGAGGACAUAAUGGUGCGGAGGGUGAAGUUCCUGUCCUCCCACUCCACGUACCGGGAGCUGAUCAACCUGCUGGACAGCACCAGCCUGAGGACCAUCCCCCUGGUGGACUCCCGGGAGUCCAUGAUCCUAUUGGGCUCCAUCGAGAGGACGGAGCUACAAGGCGUCUCCGAUUGGUGGCUCUCGGCGGAGAGGCGGGUCUUUGAGAAGGCUCAUGGUUCGGGGGGGCAGGGUGUGCAGCCCGGCUGGGAGUCCUUUGCCUACGUGGACGAGGAGGAAGGGGAGGAGAUUGCCCACAAGCAUCGACCCGUUAGCAGUCCUGAGUCCAGUCCAGCACUGGAUGAAUGCAACGGCCCUGUGGCCUCCCCGAAGCCCCGGGAGUCAGGGGACACCAACCACAGCACCUCAGACAAGAGCAAGCUGCCGUCGGUCCGCAGGGCCCUUCAGAGGAUGUUCUCCUCCACCUCUCUAUCUGCCCAGGCUGAGACACCGGAGGCUAGCCCGCCUCCACUGAACGAGACCAUGAACCCAGAGGAGAUCAAGGCCUGGGAAGAACUGGAACUGGAUAAGCCAAUCGAUAUGGAGCAAAUACGAAUAGAUCCCUCUCCAUUCCAGCUUGUGGAAAGAACCUCUCUUCAUAAGACCCACACGCUGUUCUCCCUGCUGGGCCUCAGUCACGCCUAUGUCACCAGCAUAGGCAAGCUUGUGGGCGUCGUAGCGCUCAAAGAGUUGCAAAAGGCCAUCGAGGGCUCCACCCGCAGCGGGGUGAGACUGCGCCCCCCGCUGGCCAGCUUCAGGGAUAGGAGCCGCAAGGCCAAGAAGCACCAGCCCCCGACCUCUGGCCCCUCCUCCCCCACAGGCGAGAGGGAGCUGUGGGGGGAGGGCAGCAGCAGGAGGGAGCCCAAGGAGGACUUCGGGACCACACCCGCCACCGUCACCACCCCCUCCCCCUCCUCCUCAGGAGCAGAGGGAGGGGACACGGCCCCGCCCUCCCCCAGAGGGGCGGCGACGUGCGCCGCCGGCGAUUACGUCAUCACCACGGGAGAGGAGGAGGCCCCGCCCCCUCCGCCACCGCCAGGGUCCCCAUGUCCCUCUACCUCCUCCUGCCCUCCCUCGCCGUCCACCGCUGCUCCCGCCUCCUCCUCCUCCUCCUCCUCCUCAUCCCCCUCCUCCUCCCCCCCGGCCCACUGCCCUCUCCACCCCUCCUCGCCCGUCCUCACGCUGGCCUCGCUGCAGGAGGAGAGGGAAAGCGAGGAGUCUGACGAAGCCCUCUAGGAGGGGCGUCGGUGAGGAAAGACUUUGAUACUCCUCUUGUUUCAUUUGGGAAACACAGCGACAGAACUGGGAGACUGCCGGCUUCCUGGAGGAGGAGGAGGAGGAGGAGGAGGAGGAGGGAGAGGAGAAGGAGCACAGGGGGCCUGUCAGAAUAAAAGCCCCACACAAACAUUCACUUCUCAGUGAGAAUGCUCCGGAGCUGCUAGCUUAGUCCGAUACUUUUUUCUACUCUUAACACUCACUUUUUUGUUUUCCACUUUCAGUCUCAGGAGUCUCGUGUGUUUUCAAAACGCGCGGCAGUUGUGACCACUUUUAAUGAGAAAUCAAACCCACGCACUCAAACUGCGCCCGUGCUUUGGAGAUAGUGCUAGAAUGGGGAUGGAUGCGUGUAUCUUCUUUCACAUUAGUCCGCUCAUUUGUCCUCGAAUACUGUACCAUUGUGGCAAAGUUAGUAGCCCACAGUGGUUAGUAGUGUUGGUAAGGAAAUGAUGUAUUGUGAAUGAAGACCUUAAACUUAAAUCAGGUUUUGCCAAUCAAGCAUUCAAUGUUCCCUGGAGAUUAAUUUAAAUUUAAAUUAUUUAACUACGAGCUUUAGCUCAUGUUUACAUAUAAGUGUAAACAUUAUUUAUAUUAGCAAUACGAACAUGAAUAAUUAUAUCAAUGAAUCAUUUUUAAACAAUAAAUAUUUCAG